GGAUCCCCUGUAUAAAAAAUUUUGUUUAGUGUUGCUUUUCUUGGCUGAGACCGGCUAGUCCUCGAUCGUGGGGGAGCAUUGCCACUGGUAAAGAAGCCACAAGACAAAAGAACGGUAAUCACGGCGAUAUCGUUGGUGAAUUGGUUAGAGAGAGAGUGUGUAAUUGCAAUGCUGUGAUUGCCACGAUCAUAUUCCGUAGUAGUAGAAGUUGUAUGGAAUCAUGGCUCAGUCAGCGACAGUCAGCACAUCUCGGAAGUCGCCUGCCGGAUAUAACAACAACUUCUUCAAAUCAAAAACUACACAAUUACUACUAGAAAAUAAUAUGAAAUACGAAACCCUCUACCAAUUGUGAAGCACCCAUUACUGUCUCUGAAGAAUUAGUCUCAAUGGCGCUGACGCAGCCCCUGCGGUGCAGGGUCCGUCCUCCGUCGGCCUCCCAUACUCCAGCGUGCUCGUCACCAGCGUCGUGUUCGUCUCCGUUAUUACUGCUGUCUCUCUCGUUUCGAGAUCGAUCUGGCUUGAUUUCUCCGGGUGCUCGUGCGUCAGCUCAGCGCCGUGUUCUGCGGACUUCAGCUGCCUCAUUACGUCUUAAAUACUCUCCAUCCAAUGCCCGCCUCCCUGUCCGUCCGACUCCGUUAACAACAACCACUCCUACAACAACAACCACUCCCACACCUACCUUUCCUAUCCAUACAACAAAAACUACUCCCCUCAUGGCAACACAAACAAGAGGCCAUGGCAGCCACGGCGGCCACAGCCACCAUCACCACCACCACGACAACGUCUACCUAACCUCGACCAACACCUUCGACGCCGGCGUCCGCAUCACACGCAUUGGCCUCAUCGCCAACCUCGCCAUGGCAAUUGGCAAGUUCAUCGGCGGCUACGUCUUCCAUUCCCAGGCCCUGAUCGCAGACGCCUACCACGCGCUCACGGAUCUGGUUUCCGAUUUCCUGACCCUCGGGACGGUCGCGUGGUCGCUGAAGCCGCCCUCCGAACGAUUUCCGAACGGAUACGGGAAAAUUGAGAGUAUUGGUGCGCUGGGUGUUAGUGGGCUGCUGCUUUGUGGUGGUGUGUUUAUGGGAUUGAAUGCUGGGCAGGUGUUGCUGGAUCAGUUUUAUCCUGACGCUGCGGACGCGCUGGCGCACUCGGGGAUGUUGGGACAUGGGCAUAGUCAUGGAGUUGAUGUGUCGGGGCCUAGUGUUCAUGCUGCUUGGUUGGCGGGUGGUUCUAUUGUGAUCAAGGAAUGGCUCUAUCGUGCUACUAUGAAAAUCGCCGAAGAACGCAAGUCGUCCGUCCUCGCAUCGAACGCCGUCCACCACCGCAUCGAUUCCCUCACCAGUAUCGUGGCUCUGUUCACCAUCGGCGGUACAUACGUGUUCAAGGACGCCUCCUGGCUGGAUCCUGUGGGCGGCCUGUUGAUCUCUCUGAUGGUUAUCAAGGCAGGAUGGGGCAACACCCGGACCUCGUUGCUGGAACUGGCCGAUACAACCGUGGACGAUGAUAUCAAGGGGUCUGUUCGCAAGGCGGCCAAGAAGGCUCUCGCUCAGAUCCAGGACAAGGCUGUUGAGGUCCGUGACGUCCAGGGUAUGAAGUCUGGUCAGAACUACCUCAUGGAGAUUGAAUUGGGCGUGCCUGGAUCGUGGUCCGUUAAGCAAUCUCGGGAGGUCGAGAGCGCGGUUCGGGAGGCAAUUGGAGCGGGUGUCAAUAGCGUCAAGCGUCUUAAGGUCCGCUUCGUGCCUUCGGAGCAGGUGGAAGCGAACUUUACGGAGGAGUUUAUUACUCCUGAGACCAGCGCACGAGCUAACCCGGAGGCUGGUGACGACCACGAGCAUGAGCAUGACCACGAUGACGAACAUAACCAUGACCAGGAGAAUUCCAAGAGGCGUUGAACUGUUUUGGCUUUGAUUUCAUUCUAAAUAUUUAUUAUCAUUGGGAGGAGCAGGCAUUGUCAUUUUGGCAUAUGGCAUAGACCAUUACAAGAUACCCUGGGUGGAGAUGAGCAGGAUGGAGGAUGGAAGGGUACAAACAAGACUGUGUUUUGUUGUUGAAUUAGAACAUUCUUGGUUAGAUAUUGUGCAA
Aspergillus glaucus CBS 516.65 is the source of this 2082-nucleotide messenger RNA. Its product is annotated as cation diffusion facilitator family transporter. The record is from RefSeq and is a predicted model, not a curated record. NCBI's taxonomy places the organism in Eukaryota, Fungi, Ascomycota, Eurotiomycetes, Eurotiales, Aspergillaceae. Gene Ontology annotation, molecular function: monoatomic cation transmembrane transporter activity. Gene Ontology annotation, biological process: monoatomic cation transport; transmembrane transport. The coding region runs from base 387 to 1892 and encodes 501 amino acids. Gene Ontology annotation, cellular component: membrane. The transcript is spliced from 3 exons.